This is a messenger RNA of Zophobas morio, 2720 nucleotides long. Its product is annotated as E3 ubiquitin-protein ligase RNF19A-like. Bases 284 to 2317 code for a protein of 677 amino acids. Lineage: Eukaryota; Metazoa; Arthropoda; Insecta; Coleoptera; Tenebrionidae. Gene Ontology annotation, molecular function: ubiquitin protein ligase activity; ubiquitin conjugating enzyme binding; zinc ion binding. Gene Ontology annotation, biological process: ubiquitin-dependent protein catabolic process; protein polyubiquitination; positive regulation of proteasomal ubiquitin-dependent protein catabolic process. Gene Ontology annotation, cellular component: ubiquitin ligase complex; cytoplasm. The transcript is spliced from 11 exons. The record is from RefSeq and is a predicted model, not a curated record.
UUUGGGUUGGCAACCGUGUGACGUAAUGGCUGCGGAAGAUGGUUUUUUAACGUCAAUUUAGUUAAAGUUCAUUGUAGUGUUUUCAUCUCGCAUUAGUUAAGUUUCCGAGUAAUUUCCCACACUUAGCACCCAUCACAAUGUUGUGACCGCAUUUUGCCGCCCAUAUGGUAGUUUCGAGUGUUUUUUUGUGAACAGCUGUCCCACUGGGACUACCCUAACAGAACUGCUAAUGGUGUGGAGAGCCUCCGCAAUGCCCUGGUUGGCCCGCAGCAAGUGAAAGAAGAUGCGUAGCUCACUGGAUAGCGACGUGACGCCGUGCGUCGCCGGCCAACGGAAGAAGAGGUUCGCGAACCGCUGGUCCUUGCGGCACCUCAUCUAUUCUAGUCCGAUCCUGAACAGGAGGAGGAGUCAGAAUGCGUCGGGGUCGUCCAAGGCGCACCGGAGUCAUAGUGGCAAAGACACAACGGACGCCCGCCUAGGCGGCUCAUCGAAGGAUAUCGAUCGUGGCGCCCCUCAUCAUGUUGAAAUUCAUCAAGCAACGAGCAGGACAUCAGUAUUCACAACUAGCACAAAGAGCGGCGAGGUCGCCCUCUCCAUGGAGUGCCCCCUGUGCUUCGCCGAACUCACCGCCGAGGAGUUCUGGGAGCUGGCGGGGUGCGGCCACCGCGCCUGCGUCCCCUGCCUCCAGCAGUACCUCCGCGUGGAAAUCACCGAAUCUCGAGUAUGCAUAUCUUGCCCGGAGUGCUCCGAGCCGAUGCACCCAAACGAAAUCCGCAGUAUCAUCGACGACGCCGCGCUCUUCGAGAAGUACGAAGACUUCAUGGUGAGGAGAGUUUUGGCGGUCGAGCCGGACACGAGAUGGUGUCCGGCCCCGGACUGCGGUUUUGCUGUGAUAGCCAGCGAGUGCGCCAGCUGCCCCAAGCUGAAGUGCUUGCGUCCAGGCUGCGACUCGUACUUCUGUUACCAUUGCAAGGCCGAGUGGCACCCCAACCAGACGUGCGACUCGGCGAGGGCGCAGCGUUCGCCGAAUAUCAGGUCGUCGUCGAUCACGUACAGCCAGGAUUCGCAGCAUCGGGACGACAUCAAGCCGUGCCCGAGGUGCCAGGUCCUGAUCGUGAAGAUGGACGACGGAUCGUGCAAUCACAUGAUGUGCGCCGUGUGCGGAGCGGAAUUCUGUUGGCUGUGCAUGAAGGAGAUCAGCGACCUUCAUUAUCUCAGUCCCUCUGGGUGCACGUUCUGGGGGAAGAAGCCCUGGUCCCGCAAGAAGAAGAUCCUCUGGCAGUUGGGCACCCUCGUCGGCGCCCCCGUAGGCAUCGCUCUAGUCGCCGGUAUCACAGUUCCUGCAAUGAUAAUCGGUAUCCCAGUGUGGGUAGGCAGGAAAUUAUACACCAGAUACAAAACGGCGAACAAGCACAAGAGGAACGCCGCGAUCGUCGGAGGCGUAAUCGCUUCGGUGAUGAUCUCGCCGAUCCUGGCCGGGCUGGCCGUGGGGAUCGGGGUGCCGAUUUUGCUGUUUUACGUUUACGGCGUCGUGCCGGUGUCGCUCUGUCGGAGCGGCGGCUGCGGCGGCGCCUCGUCUUCCGACGACUCGGCGAUCGUGACGAACCGCGCCGGCGAUACCUCCUCGAUAGACGCGGUCAGCGCCAAGAUGGCCAACCCUUCCAUUGACGAGGCGUCGCUGUCGCUGGCGAGCGGCAGCCAGGUCUUGCGCGAGAUGGACCGCGAGUCUUCCAGCACGGUGGCGUUGGCGGGGAGCGUGGGGGGGCCGGCGAGCCACAGGUUGGAGGUGCAGGCGGACUUGGCCUCGGCGCAGCGCUUCAGCAUCAGCAGCCUGUCGGAGUCGGCGGGGGACGACGGGGGGGCUUCCACGAGGGCUCUGGCGGGCUCCAUGCUGAACUACAAGACGAACGGCAGCGACUCCUGCAGCUGCGUGACGACGGAGGACUGCGCCUCGGAGCGCGUGCGGUUCGACGACAACGUCAGCUUCAUCGCGUCGUCGCAGGCGGAGAAGACGAGCAUCGGCAGCAGCUGCAGCUUCAGGGCGAGAUGUACAACGACGAAGCCGAGUCUGGCGAGGUCGGACCGGGUUUCGGACACUUUGAGCAACGACAGUAUCUAUAUUGAUAUGGCAGCCGAAGACAAACCUCGCAAGUCUCAAGCGGCCAUCUUGCGCAGCCAGUUCUUCCAGGACGGGAAGAGCGGCGACGAUAAGACGAUCAUCGAAGUCUCCAACGAGACGUUGGACAAACAAGCGCAAGGGGACGCCGGGAACGAACUCAAGGUCAAGGUGGCGGCCUUCGAGACUUCCAAGUUAUAGUCAAGUUCCGGAUAAGACUGAUGUGCAUACGGUUAAUUUAUUUUGUUUUAUUGGCUUAAUUGUAUGUUGCAAGCUAUUGUAUUAUCGGUUUUUUAUUUUUUCCGUCUACGUGGGAUUUAAAGGAUAUAUAAUUCGUAUUUUUAAUGUAUGUACAUAAGGAUGAAUGUAAAUAGCUAAGUUCUUGAAGUUUGUGUUCAGAUAUGGAUAUUAUUGCCUUGUCUUGAAAAAAAAAACAAAAACAUACUAAACGAAACGUAGGACACCUUCGAACCGAAUUUUUCAACUGAAACGUACGAAUAAAUUAGUUUUUCGCGUCAAGACCACUUUCAUUUGGUUUUUGUACGAUUCGGCCCGCGGUGUGCCACGUUUUCCAUGUACAAGUUGAAAUAAAGCAUUACGCAGA